Messenger RNA from Mobula hypostoma (lesser devil ray), 3555 nucleotides. It is a transcript of the gene mxd4, whose product is annotated as MAX dimerization protein 4. Gene Ontology annotation, biological process: regulation of transcription by RNA polymerase II. The record is from RefSeq and is a predicted model, not a curated record. Lineage: Eukaryota; Metazoa; Chordata; Chondrichthyes; Myliobatiformes; Myliobatidae. The coding region runs from base 171 to 791 and encodes 206 amino acids. The transcript is spliced from 6 exons. Gene Ontology annotation, molecular function: DNA-binding transcription factor activity, RNA polymerase II-specific; RNA polymerase II cis-regulatory region sequence-specific DNA binding; protein dimerization activity.
ACAAUGCAUCUGGGCUUGUCAUCAGGCUAGGUUGAGGUGAAGUGUAACAGAACUUGUCUCUCUCCCUCAAGUCACGUACAGUUUUAUUUUGCACCCUUCAUCUCCAAUGCUAAUGCUCCGAUAGGCAGCAAUUUUUUUUAAAGCAUCGCAAGAUAAUUAUUUUUAUAGCAAUGGCAUUUUUUAACAUUCAAACCUUGCUGGAAGCAGCUGAGUACAUCGAGAGGCGAGAGAGAGAAGCAGAACAUGGUUACGCGUCGACGUUGCCUUGCGAUGUCGAAUUCAACAGGAAGAAAGCCAAAACGAAGAAAACCCCAAAUAACAGGUCCUCGCAUAAUGAGUUGGAAAAGCACAGACGAGCCAAGCUGCGGCUCUACCUCGAGCAGCUGAAGGAGUUGGUUCCGCUGGGACCCGACUGCUCCAGACACACCACACUCAGCCUGUUGAAACGAGCGAGGACUCACAUCAAGAAGUUGGAGGAACAGGACCGGAAGGCGUUGCACCAGAAGGAGCAGUUACAGAGAGAGCGUCGUUACCUGCGUCGCCGCCUCGAGCAGUUGGCCGUGCAGGGCCUGGAGCGGCUGCGAACGGACAGUCUGGGCUCCACCGUCUCCACCGACCGCUCCGACUCUGAGCAAGAGGCGGACGUGGACAUUGAGGGCAUGGAGUUUGUCCCAGGAGAGCUGGACAGCGUGGGCAGCGUCAGUGACGCCGAUGACCACUACAGUUUCCGGAGUAGCUCCAGCGACAGCGGCUACGCAGACUCACGUACCAUCACCCCACGGCUCUCGUAGUGGCAGGGGGCGGCGAGGCCGCACGUGGCACUUAUAGAGCAGAAUCUACCCUCUUGCCCCAGGGUUAAACUGCACUCUCACACUCUCCAUCACCAGCUCCCGCCUUGCUCCUACCCUCACACACUUCCUUGCAAGACCCUGACUGGAUGGGCGGACCAGACUGGAUCCCCAAAAUUCCUGAGUGAGUGCUUGUCCAACCCAUCCUCUGCUGGACCGGACCCCACCCCACCUCACUCCCGGAGUGGAGUGUACGGGACCGGACCCCACCCCCACUCCCAGAGUAGAUACUGCUCACACCCCCACCCCUGGACUUGGAUCCCAGGACCCACCCCCUGCUCCAGGCCCCUGUUGGGUUCUAGUCUGUGCCUGGCUUAGUUUGGGGUUGUAAGGAAGGUAGGGGUGGUAUCAGCAAUAAUCCGGGACGAGUUGGAGAUGUGAUAGUGGGUGAAGAGCCAGCUCUAAUGAUUAGCCUCACAAGUAGAGCUUUGAUUUUCUUGAAGUUUCUUUCUUUGAGUCCAAACUGUGGAGACCCCACGAUAAAAGUUACAGUGGGCCCAUCUUGUCCCUGGCUGAGGUGUCCCCAGGCACACAGUGUAUGGGGCAACAGCCUGCCACCUCUCCCAAUCACAUAUCCUAAUUCCCAGCCUCCCGGGAGCAGUAACACAAGAUGCACGAGGAACGCAGCGUUUAUGGAGGGGAAUAAACUGAUAAGACCAUAAGACAUAGGAGCAGAUUUAGGCCUCUUGGCCCUUUGAGUCUUCCCUACCAUUCCAUCGUGGCUGAUGUCUCUCUAAACCCCAUUUUCCUGCCUUCUCCCCAUAACCUUUGACACACUGACUAGUCAAGAACCCUGUAACCAAUAUACCCAGUGACUUGACGACUGCAGCCCUGGUGUGUCAAAGAAUUCCACAGAUUCACCACCCUCUGGCUAAAAAAAUUCUCGUCUUUCUUCUAAAUAGAUGUCUAUUCUGAGGCUGUGUCUUCUUGUUCUAGACCCCCCCCCCACUGUAGGAAACAUCUUCUCUAGCUAGACCUUUCAAGAUUUAGUAGAUUUAAAUGAGAACCCCCCCUCCCUACCCAUUCUGCUAAAAUCCAGCGAGUAUGGGCCCAGAGCUGUUAAAUGCUUUAGAUAGCUUUUUGUUCUGAAGAUCAUUCUUGUAAGGACGGGUCUCCUCUUGAGACGUGGACUGUUUAUUCCCCUCCAUGGAUGCUGCCUGACUUGCUGAGUUCUUCCAGCAUCUUGUGUGUGGCUCAAGAUUUUCCAAUAUUUGCAGAAUCUUGUGUGUGUGUUUGAUUUCCAAGAGCAGGGUCGCCCUCUUAAAAGUGAGAGGAUGACUUCCUGAGGGUUUCAUCGCCUCCCUGUUAAUCCGCAGGGGUCGGUGGUGUGUUAACACAGAACAUUACGUGUGAAGCACUGCCCUACCUGGGUACAGUUCCCUCUCCUCCACCCUCCCCCUUUAGAUCACCUCUGUCGAGUGAAAACUGGACGCCUUUACAGUCUUGCUUGGUGUUAGUCAUUAGAGCGUGGCUUUGUAGACGAACUGACCAAUUUUUUUAAAAGUAACGUCUCGAGAGAGGUCUCUUCAAAAAAAAAACUUACAAAAAUAUUAGUCGAGUAAUUUUAACUGGUGUAGUAUCAAAUUUCCUGUAUCAAAAAUUUGUAUUAUAUUUUCCUAAAUGUUAUCUAAACCGUGCUUGUUGGGGAGAGCAGGGAUGGUGGAGAGGGGUGGAUGGGGUAAGGAAGGGGUGGUUUGCCUCCAGACCAGAGACUCUCUCUGCCAUUGUCACGUGGUGCCUUAGUGACUGUUCCUCAGGGACCCCUGUCGGUCUCAGGAUGCUGCCACUAAGCUAGCUUCCCCCACACCCCCUGACUUCCCCGAGCCCCUUGACCACUUCAGAAACCGAUGAGAAGAACUUCUUGGCAGCUCUCGACCUCAUUUUUGCACUCUCUAGCCGACUGCUGACCACCCUGCAACCCCAGGUGGUUUCUGGCUGGGGGCUCGCCCCUCGAGCCCCCUCCCAGUGGGAACAGUCGGUGGCUAGAACAUGGCAGCUGUAUUUUGGAAACAAAAAAAAGCCUUUUUAAAAAGAAGUAACAAAUAUAGUGUAUGCUAUUAUAAUAUGGUGUUAUUACUGGACCAGUAAUUAAAGAACACACUAUCAAACCCCUGGCGGAGGGGUCAGACAGUGCUUCGUAUUGGACAGACAGACUGCCAGAUUUACUGCAGUUUUUGUUUUGAAGAUUAUGUUGAGUUUAGUUUUGUUCUCUCUCUCUCUCUGUCUGUCAGUCUUGUAAACCAUCCAUUUCUGAACCACAAAAGCAAUAGAGGUUUUACCUUCAUUAUUCUGGCGACUGUUAUUAGGAUCAAAUUUGCCAUCCGUCCCUUUAUUCACUAGAUAAUGGGCUGAUCAGAUCAAACGGGAGAUGCGCACGCACAGCUACACAGACACACAGACACAGACACACACAUAUAUACAGAGAGAGACACAUACACACACACACACACCUGUUUGCUGAGGGUGAAACAACUCUGGCACAGAACCUCCAGCAUCCUGGGACAGAUGCAGGGCACUUACUGAGCGAGGGUUUCACCACAAGGCAGGCUCACUGAGGAGAGGUGGUGGUUGCGGAGAGGAGGGACUUGUGCUGGGAGGUGAGGGUUGUUGGUUUCCUGAAGAUUUGUGCCCUCAGAAGUUUCCUGUUCUGAACGGGAUGAAAACAUUAACUGCUUUUUCCCCUCCCACCCCGACCUUCCCCAUUCCA